AUGGAGCUUCCAAACUACAGCCAGCAACUGCUUCGACAGCUGUAUGCUUUCUGCAAGGAACAGCAAUUCUGUGACUGUAGCAUCUUGGUUGGGGCAUCCCAUUUCCGAGCGCACAAGGUCGUGCUGGCAGCAGCCAGUCUCUUGUUGAGGUCGCUGCUGGAAAGCACAGAUACAAUUUCUAUUGAUGCAUCUGUGGUGGCCCCGGAUGACUUUGCCCUGCUGCUAGAGAUGAUCUAUACGGGCAGGCUGCCCCUUGGGAAGCACAACUUCACCAAGAUAAUCUCAGCGGCGGACAAUCUGCAGAUGUUUGACGUGGCUGUCAGUUGCAAAGCCCUCCUCAGGGACCUCCUGAGCUGCUCGGAUCAAGACCACGUGGGGAGGGACUUCUCCAUUCAGACAAUUGGCACACCCAGUGAAAGCAGUGCCAUUUUGAACUCUUCCCAGGCCGCAGUGCUUGAUGCCAACGUUGCAGUAGACUCAUAUCACUCAGUAAGGGUUUCUUCUGGUUCUGCAGACUCUGUGAACCCUGUCAGGGUACAAGGACAGAACACGCAUUCAGCCUACACUCAUGAAGAAGCAGUGGACCAGGAGGCAACGCUUCCCAAUUCUUGCAGCCAGGAUUCUGAAAUUUGCCUGGGACAAUCUCCCGAUGGACAGGGCAUCUGCGAGGAAAGGGAGAGCACAGAGCCAUCAGAAGAAAGGGGCAUGGUUGAAGGUGCAGCCAGAUGGAAUCUGGAGGCCUUUGGGAAGAACCUCUUGAGACGCCACCGAGUCACUCUUGCCAGAUUCGCUGUCGGCCCCCAGCUGUUGCAGAAAGGGCUUGCUGCAGUGCAGCAUCUAGCGGCUGGAAACCGAGAGGUGAUGGAGAAGAUUGCGACAAGUGAAGCCGGGUCUGGGCUGCUCGCUGCCUUGGCCUCUGCGGCCCUGGAAGAACAGACUCUUUCAGCAGCAGCCCUUUGGCAGGUGUUGCUGGCGCUGCAAGAUCAGGAGCCAUCUCUGAAACGGUUCCUCAAGGAGGUGCAGAAGGAGGCUGAUGCCGACCUCUUCUUCCAAGCCGAACUCUUGGCGAAAGGCGAAGGAGGUGAGGUUGACAUCCUACAACGGCCGGUAGAAAAGGAGUCCCAGCUCGAAGCUGCGGGUGAAGAAGAAAAAGAGCAGAAGGCCGAGCCAACCGUGGGUGCAGCCCCAAAGAGGAGCUUUACCUGCAAGGCCUGCAGGAAGAGCUUCCGCUUCUACUGCCGCCUCCAGGUGCAUGAGAAACGCUGCCGCGUCGCCAGCCAAACGCAAGCCCCCCACAAGGACUGCAGCGAGGCGAGGGCUUCCAUGAAGGAGCUUGAGAAGUGCCCCCAGGAGACUCCAGGCUCUGCCUCCAGGAAGAAGAAAAAACGCCUCCCUGUGGCUUGCGACAUCUGCGGCCGGGAAUUUGCUCACGCCUCAGGGAUGCAGUACCACAAACUGACAGAACACUUUGAUGAGAAGCCCUUCUCCUGCGACGAGUGUGGAGCCAAAUUUGCCGCCAACUCCACACUGAAGAACCACCAGCGGCUGCACUCCGGGGACCGGCCCUUUGUCUGCAAGCACUGCCCAACCACCUUCUCGCAGGCUUCGGCCCUUGCCUACCAUACCAAAAAGAAGCACGCAGAGGGGAAGAUGUACGCCUGCCAGUACUGCGCCGCGGUCUUUGCGCAGUCCAUCGAGCUAUCCCGCCACGUGCGCACCCACACCGGAGACAAGCCCUACGUUUGCCGGGAGUGCGGGAAGGGCUUUCGCCAAGCAAACGGCCUCUCCAUCCAUCUGCGCACCUUCCACAACAUUGACGACCCCUACGACUGCAAGAAGUGCCAGAUGAGCUUCCCCACGCUGCAGGAACACCGCAAGCAUAUCCACACGGCCCACUCCAGGGAGUACCACCCGUGCCCAACGUGCGGGAAGGUCUUCAGCGCACCCUCCCUGCUGGAGCGCCACAUUGUCACCCAUGCUGGGGGGAAGCCCUUCAGCUGUGAGAUCUGCGACAAAGCUUAUCAGCAGCUGUCGGGGCUGUGGUACCACAAUCGGACCCAUCACCCAGAUAUCUUCGCAGCCCAGAACCACCGGUCUUCCAAGUUCUCCUCAUUACAGUGCAGCUCUUGUGAUAAAACUUUUCUCAGUACCGCAGCCUACAGAAAACAAGCCAAGGAAGAACAUGCAGAGACCACUGCCCACGAGUGUGAGCAGUGCGGCGGGUUCUUCCUCACCCUGGCCUCGCUGCAAGUUCACACGAAGCGCCAACACUCGGGGUCCCAGCCCUUCCUCUGCCCGCACUGCUCGGCUUCCUUCCACCUCCAGGAGGCACUCCAGCACCACGUGGCCGCAGAACACGCCACCCAGGCAGAACCAUCCCUCGGCUGCGGGCUGUGCGGAGAGCUCUUUACUGGGCAGGAGCAGCUGGAGGAGCACUGCGAGGCCGAGCACCCCAAAGUGGUGUUUACAGGUUCACAAGUCCCCGCAGCCCACAUAGUGCAAGUGAUUCAGGCGCCGGAGCAGGUGAUUGCACUCACCGAGUCGGAGCUCGCCAGCUCCCACGUGUUUCUGACACUGCCGGAUGCCCAAGGGUACCAAGGUGGAACAGAGCUGGUGACGGUGACCAUGGAAGACUUGCUGGAUGAGAAAGUCACUCUGAUUUGCAAAGAGGUUGAGUGAGGGAGGGCCCGAAAACCCAUCUGAAAA
Molecule: messenger RNA, 2706 nt
Organism: Euleptes europaea (tarantolino)
Lineage: Eukaryota; Metazoa; Chordata; Lepidosauria; Squamata; Sphaerodactylidae
Product: zinc finger and BTB domain-containing protein 40-like
Exons: 11
Coding region: 1-2679 (892 amino acids)
Biological process (GO): regulation of transcription by RNA polymerase II
Cellular component (GO): nucleus
Molecular function (GO): DNA-binding transcription factor activity, RNA polymerase II-specific; RNA polymerase II cis-regulatory region sequence-specific DNA binding; protein binding
Source: RefSeq, a predicted model, not a curated record